AUGUCGUCGUCGUCGUCGGAUUCGCCUUGCUGUGGAACCACGUUCUGGCUCUUCGUCAUGAUCAGCAUAGCUCUUGUUGCGUUCGUUGGUUUGAUGUCAGGUUUAACGCUAGGUCUCAUGUCUCUUGGAUUAGUCGAUCUCGAAGUUCUCAUCAAAUCCGGUCGUCCUCAGGAUCGAAUCAACGCCGGUCCAUACGGGAUGAAAGUACCACAGCUAACACCUUCUAGAGUUAGACUGCUCUCUUGCAACAGAACUUUCGAUUCUUCAAAAGCAAAAGAUCGUUUAGGCUACGCCCCCGUUGUGCCUCUUCAGGAAGGUAUAAAGAGGACAAUAGACUCAUUCUCACACUUGAAAGCUCAGAAUCAACCCGAGAAAGAGGUUACUGAUUCGGUUCAAUGGAAAAAGCAGACACUCAUUGCCAUAGUCAUCCUGAUUACUCUCUAUCAUAACUUUGUUGCAACGACCGGAUCUUCGGUCGUAGUAACUGCACUUUCCAAGGUUUUGUUGGUAGCUUCGAUUUUUAUGUUCGUCAAUGGCAUUCUACCAGAGAAAAUGAAAUUGUUUGGGAGCAAGAAGAAGGACUAA
This is a messenger RNA of Microthlaspi erraticum, 585 nucleotides long. Lineage: Eukaryota; Viridiplantae; Streptophyta; Magnoliopsida; Brassicales; Brassicaceae. The record is from the annotation of a GenBank genome assembly.